UCAGAGGUGUGUGUGUGCAGAGGAGUGGUGCAGAAUGUCAACUGUUUGUUUUUCUCUCCGCCGGAGUCCUUUUGUUUCUAAAAAGACGACAGUAGUUUUCAGCAAGGAGCCCAGGCGAGGCUCACUGCCUAACUGAGGGGGAAAGACGCACUGAAUGCUGCUCGGUCUGGGGUAGUCAAGGGGACACACACAAGGAGAGGGGGAUAAAGGAGCGCGAAAGAGAGAGAGAGAGCGAGAGAGAGAAGAGGAACAAGAGGAGGAGGAAGAGGAGGACGCGAUGGCCACCCUCUUGAUGCGUAUCUUCCGCCUGGGAGCAGAGAAGAAGCGCGUGAAGCAGUAUGAGAACCUGCAGAGGGACACGGACCCCAGCGAGGCCUGGGAGACCCUCGGGGAGCUGGGAGACGGAGCCUUCGGGAAGGUGUACAAGGCCCACAACAGGUCAACCGGGGCCCUGGCCGCCACCAAGGUCAUCGAGGUGCGCAACGAGGAACAGCUGGAGGACUACAUCACCGAGAUCGACAUUCUGGCACAGUGUCGCCACGGCAACAUCAUCUCACUGCUGGAGGCCUUUUUCUUCGACGGCUGGCUCUGGAUCCUUAUUGAGUUCUGUCCAGGGGGAGCUUUAGAUGACAUCAUGCUGGAGCUGGAGAGGGGUCUGAAUGAGCAGCAGAUCGGCGAGGUGUGUUGCCAGUCCCUGCAGGCUCUCUCGUACCUGCACCAGCACCACAUCAUCCACCGGGACCUCAAGGCCGGCAACAUCCUGAUGACUAUGGAAGGACAAGUCAAACUGGCUGAUUUCGGCGUGUCCGCGAAGAAUGACUAUUCUCUCCAGAGGCGCGCCACCUUCAUCGGCACACCUUACUGGAUGGCCCCGGAGGUGAUCCACUGCGAGACGUCGAAGGAGAACCCCUACACCACCAAGGCUGACAUCUGGUCCCUGGGCAUCACGCUGAUCGAGGCGGCCGAGAUGGUGCCCCCCCACCACUCCCUCAACCCCAUGAGAGUCCUGCUGAAGAUCACCAAGUCAUCGCCGCCCACCCUCAGCAACCCACGCCUCUGGUCGUCCCACUUCCAGGACUUCCUGCGCCGGGCACUGCAGAAGAACCCCGAGUCUCGCUGGGGCGCCCCUCAGCUGCAAUCACACCCCUUCCCCUGCGCCGGCCGAGAGGGGCGCGCCCUCAAGGAUCUCAUCGCAGAAGCCAAGGCGGAGGUCACAGAGGAGAUCGAGGCCGAGUCUCUGCUGGAUAUCCAUCGUGCCGUAGAGGGAAGCACUGACCAGGACAAGAGACCGUCUCUCUCAGGAGACAAGACUGAGGACAUAGUGGUGGUCAAGGGAACCCCUCAAGACAUCCCAACACCCAACACGCCCUCGGCCUCUGAGCCUCCAGCCCAGGAGUCACCAGCUGUGGAACCUCCUUCUGCUCUCCAAUCUUCCACUGUAGAAUCUCCAACCUUGGAAUCACCUCGAGUGGAACCGUCCGCCGCACAGAAUUCAGUUCAGGACGUUGGCACGGUUGGCACAUCCAGGAAGAGUUCAUUGGCGGUGGAGAAGUCCCAGAAGCGGGCGAGACGUCUGUCAGUGCCAGGGAACCUUCUCUCCUUCCUGUCCCGACGCAAGUCAGGGUUCUGGAGCGAGAAUCCCCUCUCUACCGGGGGGGGGAAACAGCGCCCCCCCAAAACCAACCUGGAGGAUACCUCCUCAGAACCGGUCGCGCUGGCAGCGACCAAACCCGUCGAGGAGGCGUUCGCUUUUAGAAUGAUGCCAGCGGACGGCAACUUGGAGGGCAAAGAGGGCAUGGUCACAGUUUCUGGUGACACGUCAGAGAAAAUGGCUGCCGCGGUGAGUUUGGAGGAGGUGCGGAGUGGUGCAACCGCUGAAGAAGAGGCAGAUCAGCCUCUUCCAUCCGUCACGCAUCCUCUUCCAUCCGACACGGAUCCUCCUGCAUCAGACACACAGCCUCUUCCAUCAGACACGCAUCCUCUUCCAUCAGCCAUGCAUCCUGCUGCAUCAGACACGGAUCCUCUUGCAUCUGACAUGGAUCCUCUUGCAUCCGACACGCAUCCACCUUCAUCCGACACACAGAGGUGUGAAGCCGAAACACUAGUCACUGUGGACACAGACGCGCCCAUUCCUGUUACGACGAUAAAAACCUUAGACAAUGGUGGUGUCCACGCCAUAGACACUCAGGAAGUGAUGCAACCCCGGUUAUCUGUGCAGGACCACUCUGGAACACCCACACUGACAUCACAGCCAAUCAGCAGCAGCAGCGAUUCCUCUGUGACCACAGCUCCGACAGAGUGUGUACACAGUCGCCUGGUUCUGGCUCUCGCCCUGGACAAACCCCGUUCGGUUCCAACACACACUCGCGUAAGACCAACUGUGAGGGACUACUUAGACCUAGCCUCCACCCUGAGAUUGGACUGCUGUAGCCCCGACACCAAAGCCAUAAACAAGCGUCCCAUGCUAGUUGACCUCACGCCAAACGCUACUGAAGAUGAGGAGAAGCUGGGUGAAGAGGAAGAUGAGGAGAAGCUGGGUGAAGAGGAAGGACAGAAGCUGGGUGAAGAGGAAGGACAGACAGGUGGACCUCCAACAGGAAGUGAGGUGAGAGUGGAGGGUGAGAGACAUGGUCAGGCGGAGGGUGAAGAUGCCGCAGGUGAGAGAGUGGAGGAGGAGGGAGAGUCUGGGGAGGAUGUGGGUGAGAAUCCAGAAACUUCCAUUGAGCCCAAGGUCAUUGAGCCCAAGGUCAUUGAGCCCAAGGUCACUGAGUCCAAGGUCACUGAGCCUGAGGAGCCCUCAGCUAGUGUUGGUGAACCCAUAUCACCGCCAGAGGACACGACAGACGCUGGGACGCCCAUAUCAGCGCCAGAGGACACGAGAGACGCUGGGACGUCAGUAGAAGCAGACACUGAAGCGUCCAGUAAGCAGGUUUCCUCAGAUGGAGGGUCUGUUGAAAAAGAGGGCCAGGAGGGAGACGAGCGUCCACAGGAGCCUGAGACAGGGAGACAGGCUGCGGUGUCAGGCAGCGCCCAUGAGGUCUGUGAGGUCCCUGAGAAAGACCUUGAUCAGUGUGAGCGUUCACCAUCAGAGGUAACGGAUACCGGAGAGAGACAGGAUGAAGAGAAGAUGGGAGAGGAAGAGGUUGAAGAAUCUCAAAAUCAAAGCGGUAAGGAAGAGGGAAUUAUUGACAAAACCUCGGGGGAGAAAGAUGAUGAAGGCUUGGAGAAGGAGGAGGGGGAACAAGAAGAAGAACGAGAGAAGGCGAAAGGAGGAGAAACAGCGGAGGAGCUAAGAGAGGUUAGUGAGGUUCCUUCUGAAGAGAGCUCGGAGAGACCUCCACUGAAAUGGUCCAAGAAGGUGAGCUUUGAGGUGACGGCAGGCCCACAGAGAGGUGGGGAGCUGGGGAACGAGUCUUCUGAUAGGACACUGCUGAACGGGAGCACCUCUGAACCCCUCCCCUCGUCGGCCAAUGGAAGCUCCCACCACAUGGACCAGGGGCAGCCCCCAAACGGCAGCACUGAGGGCCACAGCAGGCCCCCAAACGCCACCACUGAGGGCCACAGCAGUGCUUCUGACCGAGAGAACACGCCUACAUCUCCAGGACCUGAGGGGGAGCUGGUUCCUAAUCGGCGGACGGUGAAGAAGACCCGAAAGUUCAUGGUGGACGGCCGAGAGGUCAGCGUCACGACCUCUAAGGUCAUCAGUGGAGAAGACAACAAAGAGGAGCAGAUGCGAUCCGUCAGACGCCAGGAGCUGCACGCCCUGAAACUGUUGCAGAGAGAGGAACAGAGGGAGUACACACAGCUGGAGCAGCGGCUGCAGCAUCAGAGAGAGCUCAUGUUCCGCCACAUCGAGCAGGAGAUGACCAGCAAGAAGCAGUACUACGACGGGGAGCUGGAGCGGGUGGAGCGGCAGUGGCAGCAGCAGAGCGGGCGCAUGGAGACGGAACACACGGCCCGGCUGACAGAGGAGGCGCGCAGACUCAAAGCCCAGCAGGAGAAGGCAGCGAGAGGAGGCAGCAAGAUGGAGCCCAAGGAGGAGCAGCGCUUCCUCCAGAAGCAGCAGCAGGAGUUAAACGAGGCCCUGCAGAAAGCCGUACAGGAGCACAAGAGGAAGCUCACCUCCUUCGAGUGGGAGAUCACCGACAAAAUCAGGCAGCUGAAACGAGCUCGGGAGUCGGUCAUCUGGGAACUGGAACAGCGCCACCUUCAGGAGAAGUACCACUUGUUCAAGCAGCAGGUCAAGGAGCAGUUCUCCCUCCAGCGACAGCAGCUCACCAAGAGGCACAACAAGGAUAAGGAACGUGCCGCUCGGUUCCACCAGACCCUCCUGGACGAGCAGAGGGCCCAGCAGACCCAGGAGCGGGCUCGGUACCAGCGGGGUCAGCGGGGCGAGGCCAAGACCCGGCUCAGCAGCUUCAAAGUGGAGCUGAGGAAAGAGGGCCUGAACGGGGCCGAGCACAGACAGCGCCUCACGCAGUUCCUGGCGGAGGAGGAGAGGCAGCAGCGUCAGGAGCGGCAGGCCCUGGUCCAGAGUCAGGAGGCGCAGCUGAAGGAGGUGCAGGACCAGUGUGACGCCAACAUCACAGAGCUGCAGCAGCUCCAGAAUGAGAAGCUGCAGCUCCUGCUGGACAUGGAGAGGAAGAAGAUCAAGGGUCUGGAGGACGAGCACACGCUGGAGCUGGACGAGUGGAGGAAGAAGCUGGCCUGCAGGAAAGAGGCAUUAGAGGAAGACCUGGCUCGCCGCCGCAGAGAAAAAGAAGGAGGCCGAAGACGAGGCAGUGAACCCGAGAACAGAUUUGGACCCCGGCGACCAAAGUUCUUCCCCAGUCUCAGUUUUUCUUAAUCCAAGACUAUAUUGAAGUCUACCUACAGAAGCCUUUGACACACACACACACACACAUGCACGCACACACAGGUAUACACUCACAACACAACAAAAAAAAAACACACAACAAAAUUAAGCAGUAUAUGUAAAUAAAUAUUUUGUUUUAUGAAGCUUUAUUGUGAAUGGGAUUUUUAUUUGGAAGUGAAUUGACCAAGUACGCACCACUUGUGUCGUCUAUAAACAACUAGUGGGUAGAUACAUCAACCAUCGUGACGCAUUUGACCAGAGGAAGGGUAUAUUCUAGUGAAACCACGCCCAGACCGAACAGGGGCAAUAACACGCACAGUGCAAUCGCAUCGCUGGAAACAUCGGAUAACCCUCGUUAUACCCUUCGUUAUAAGGUAGGUCCGGGACAAUACCCUUCGUGACCUAACUUUGCUGUCGUUAUUCUGAAAAAAAUAAAAUUGUGAUAGACUACGUAAUGAUCAUGGUAGCUCCCGUUGACCAUCCUUAGCUAUAUCAUUUUAUAUAUGUGUGCGUAGGGAAGACCUGAGCAAACGAUGUACAUUUUAAGAUCAUUCGUUCCCGUAUUUGAAUAGUUUCGAGGUACGGUUUACAUUUUUCUCACUGCCUAAACAUAGAGUUGAGCUAAAGGUUGAGCUGUCCGAGGAAUACGUUGUGGAAAAAUGUAUGCCGGAUCGGAUGAAUAGCGGCGUCUCGCCUUAUUCCUGAGUGCAUCGGAGCGCCAUCUUAUGAUCGGCCGGUAGUCAGUGCCAGCCAGGGCCAUUGUGCGUGUUUUUACUUAACUUCACAUUCAUAUUGUGAUGGUACUGAUACAUAUGAAGCAAAUAAAUAGCCCAGCCUACAAGUGGGAUUUGUCAUCUGUUGUCACACAGAGUGGCAUCAUCAGUAGUUAGCCUACAGUGUUGACUAGGCUACGAUAGCCUAUGAUCUAAUGUUAUUCCACUGAUUGCACUUAGUGUAGUGUGCGUUUCCAUUUCAUCUCUGUCAUCCCUGAAAAUCAUCAUCAUCAUCGUCAUUACCAUCGUCACCAUAUUAUUUAAAAUAUAGUUAUUAACAACAACAACAACUACUACUACUACUACAGCAGGAGAGGCAACAACAGUAAUAAUUAUAACGCAUUCUCUUUCUGCGAGCAUGCAGUGGGACAUAUCCUAUGCAGUAGUCAGUCCAACAGCGGGGCCAGUAUGCUAAUGGAGGGUGUUAAAGCCAUUACAGGUCGAAUCAAUACCCUUUUAACCAUUCAGCUAAACUAUGAUCUUAUUGUCCACAGUCAUUUCAGGCUCCAAGUUGUACGUACAUAGUUGCAGUGUUUGGUGUGGUGUGAUACUGUGUGUUGGUUAGGAGUGACACACUGACGAUGGCUUAGGCCGAAAAGUGUCUGUGGAUAAACUG
Messenger RNA from Clupea harengus (Atlantic herring), 6244 nucleotides. Its product is annotated as serine/threonine-protein kinase 10-like. Gene Ontology annotation, molecular function: ATP binding; protein serine/threonine kinase activity. NCBI's taxonomy places the organism in Eukaryota, Metazoa, Chordata, Actinopteri, Clupeiformes, Clupeidae. The record is from RefSeq and is a predicted model, not a curated record. The transcript has 18 exons. Bases 278 to 4846 code for a protein of 1522 amino acids. Gene Ontology annotation, biological process: protein phosphorylation.